GUAUUCAUUCAGUGAAAGAGCUUGUUCCUGCAAAAAAAAAUCAGAAAAAGCUCUUAAGCUUGGCACCAGUUUUGAACGGGGUUGCACCACCCACUUUCAGCACCUGGUGCUCUGUAGACAGUUGCAUCUGUGGCAAUUCCUUCGCCCUCCACCCCUUCAUUGAGGGAAAGAGAGAGAGAGAGAGAUGUGACAACUGCCGCACGGGCUGCCUAAACGAGGCCUUCCACACCUGUCCCUCUCGAUCUGUAGGCAACAGUUGUCCAAGCGGACUCGCCGAGGGCGAUUUAUUUGCCACCAGCGUGCGGGAGGAAAACAUGACUUCUUUCCAAUUGGACUUUCUGCCUGAAAUAAUGGUUGAUACUUGUGGCCUGGCGUCCGAUAGGCUUAACGGUACGAAUAACAAGAUGAAUGGUGCAAUAGAUCACUCGGACCAGCCAGACCCAGAUGCCAUUAAGAUGUUUGUUGGCCAGAUCCCGCGAUCUUGGUCAGAAAAAGAGCUAAAGGAACUGUUUGAGCCGUACGGAACAGUCUACCAGAUCAACGUUCUCCGAGACCGCAGCCAGAACCCUCCACAGAGCAAAGGGUGUUGUUUUGUUACAUUUUACACAAGAAAAGCUGCACUUGAGGCUCAGAAUGCCCUGCACAAUAUCAAAACUUUACCUGCGAUGCAUCAUCCUAUUCAGAUGAAACCUGCUGACAGUGAAAAAUCAAAUGCUGUGGAAGACCGGAAGUUGUUCAUUGGGAUGGUUUCUAAAAAGUGCAACGAGAAUGACAUCAGGGUGAUGUUCUCAACGUUCGGGCAAAUAGAGGAAUGCAGAAUUCUUCGGGGACCUGACGGUUUGAGUCGAGGCUGUGCAUUUGUCACGUUUUCUACCAGGGCAAUGGCACAGAAUGCAAUCAAAGCCAUGCACCAGUCUCAGACUAUGGAGGGCUGCUCCUCACCUAUUGUGGUCAAGUUUGCCGACACUCAGAAGGACAAGGAGCAAAGACGUCUGCAGCAGCAGCUAGCCCAGCAGAUGCAGCAACUGAACACUGCUACCUGGGGAAACCUCACCGGCCUCGGUGCCCUGGGGCCACAGUACCUGGCUGUAAGUGGUCAAUGGGGAUCCAAGAACGGUGGCGAAAUUGGAACAAAAGAAGUUUUCGUACCCCAAAACAUGCAUACACUCUUGCAGCAAGCCACCUCGACAAGUAACCUGGGCGCCUUCAGUGGCAUUCAACAGAUGGCAGGAAUGAAUGCCUUGCAAUUGCAGAACUUAGCGACCCUGGCAGCAGCUGCCGCGGCAGCCCAGAACACGGCAACCACGAACGCCAACCCACUCUCUGCCGCCACUGGAGCACUCGGUGCGCUGACAAGCCCAGUGCAAUGGGGCAACAACAAUCAGCAGUCGAUGCCUGUAGCAGGAACAAAUAAUUCCGGCACUGGUGCUGCCAUGAAUUCCUUGACCUCCCUGGGAACGCUCCAGGGUCUGGCAGGAGCCACGGUUGGGUUAAAUAACAUUAAUGCGCUGGCAGGUAUGGCGGCGCUUAAUGGUGGACUCGGAGCGACUGGCUUGACAAACGGUUCGGCUGGCACCAUGGACGCCCUGACUCAGGCCUACUCAGGAAUCCAGCAGUACGCAGCGGCUGCACUGCCCACAUUGUACAGUCAGAGCCUGCUCCAGCAACAGAGUGCCGCGGGCAGCCAGAAGGAGGGCCCAGAAGGUGCAAAUCUGUUUAUUUACCAUCUUCCCCAAGAAUUUGGAGAUCAGGACAUCCUGCAGAUGUUUAUGCCAUUUGGAAACGUUGUGUCUGCUAAAGUCUUCAUUGAUAAACAGACCAAUCUUAGCAAGUGCUUUGGUUUCGUAAGUUAUGAUAACCCAGUUUCUGCACAGGCUGCCAUCCAAGCCAUGAAUGGUUUUCAGAUUGGAAUGAAGCGUUUGAAAGUUCAGCUGAAACGAUCCAAGAACGACAGCAAACCCUACUGAGUCUAGUGUGGGAGGUUAAUGCUGUUACUUUAGCUUUGUUAGGGUAAGUCCCAUGAACCAGCCCGUGGCUGAGGAGGAUCAUUGCCAACAUUCAUCAAGAGACAGUUUUUAACAUUACACUUCCAUUAUCCUUUACCCACCUGUUUUUCCUCCCAUUCCCGUUACGUUCAGUAUCUUAAAUCUUAUUGUAUUUACAGUAUUUAAUAUUUUGCUUUGUUCCGUUAAAAAAAAAAUGAAUUUUGCAAAAAAAAAAGAUGUCUUAAGAGGAUUUUGAAAAAAAUAACCGAAAUGUGCAAUUUAACUCAGCAGCCACUGGUGCCAAACAGGCCCACGUGAUUAUCGGGCAUCAGACGCUUUAUUAGCUUAAGGGACCCAGUUAAUGUAGAUUAGAAAGGCACCAGCAGUUUACGGGUUAAUGAUGUGGUGGCCUAGUCCGAAAGUGAUACCAAGUGAAGUACUAACAUUUUCUUUUAUUUUUUGGGGGGAAAAAAAUAUUUCUCACUCCAAUGAGAACUUAUCUGAUAGGACAUGAUCACAAGUUAGGUAUUAAGCUUUGUGUGAUCAGAUCACAUUGGUCUUUUAGUAAAACAAAAGCCUUUGAGAUCUGUUUCCACUGCCAUAUGGGGCUCUUUUUUUUCGGGAGGGGCAAAGGAUAAAAUGAAAGAGAAGAUUUAAAUGAUAACAUUUGCUGAUGGUUAAAUCAAAAAUGAUUAAAAAGGAAAGCCACAGGCCUGUACAUUUUAUUUGUAAAAAAAGCAGCUCUAUUUUUAUACAAAUUUUUACUGCCUCAGAAAGAUGGAAGUUAUUUAUUAAUUAUCUAUAGUUAAUUUAUUGGAUACCUGAGAUAGCUCAUCCUCUAUAAUAGUUAGAGCUUGCCUCGUGAAGUAGUCUCUGAUGUGCUAAGUGAGAACAAGUUUAUCCUUGCAGUUAAACACACACAAAACACAUCCUGCAACAAUCACGCUUCUCUCGUUUAUUUGUAUCUUUUAAGUGUGUGGUAUCUCAUUACUUGUAGCUUCCAUUAUGUAGUCGAGUUCAAGUCUUUUAUUUUAAACCUUGUGACUUUUAUUCUUCGUUUAUAUAUUUGUUUAAUUAAAAAUCUGUACUUCUGUCCCAAAACCAAUCCAUCUCUUUUAUCUCUUUUAAAGUGCGGAUGGAUUUUUUUGGGUGUUUUUUUUUAUCUGUUGCCGUUGCUUUUUUUUUACAGUGUUAUUAAAAAAAAUGCAAAUUUAUGUGAAUGGCUCAUAGAAUCUAAUGACUGAGAUUUGCAUUAUUUCUGCAACCAUGAGAAUGAUUUUGUUCCUGCUGCGUAGACUCUGUGUAACUUUUGACUCUUCCUUGUUUUUUUCCCCUAGACAUCUUCAUGCUCGUUAGUUCAUCGUUUGCCUAGCAUGUCCCUGUGGCGCCAAAAAAAUUCAAAAAAAAAGCUCAUCGUCCCGUCAUUGUUUCUGAUGUCUUUCUGACCUCACAUCACACUUGGUCCUCCUACUUGACCCCUUUGACCUAGUUUGACUUUGAGAUUUUUUGCAUGUGACCUCAUAUAGUUUUGAAUUCUAAAGAGUUCAAUGUGAAAAGCCUAGCUGCAUUUGUGUUGAGACUGAAAAAGAAAAAAAAUUAUUUUAAGAAAGUAAAGCAAGACAAAAAUAUAUAAGAGAGAGAGAAGGAAAUAAAAAAAAACCUGUGGCGAAAAUGUUUCUUUUUUUUCAUGAAACAAACUUGAAAGUAUUAUACAGGGAUUGGCAUUCUGUCUGGUCACUUGGAAUAGCGAUAGCAAUAUGUGGCCAGGGCACAGAAUGUUGGUUUCUCAAUGAAGCAGACUACUUCUGAUCAGCUGAAGAAACUGGUCAGAUAUUAUCAAGAGCUCUGUAAUAGUUUUUACAUUUUUCAGGCAGUGUAAAGUUUUGAUAAGGGCCAUUUAAGUGGCUCACUUUCUCAUCAAUAUAUAUAGAAAUGAAAAAAACCACUUUUUUUGUAGACUAGUUUAAGAUAAUUAAAAAAAAAGAUGACCCAUGUUUGGGGAAAGACUACCUAUUUGUGUCACCUUUUGCUGAACUGAUUCACACCUAGACAAUCUGUGGUAAAUGCACAUUAAAUAACCUAUAUUUUAUACUGUUUAAGUGUAUUGGGAGAAGAAAACAAAGCAGUAAGUGUUAACUUCGUCACGUUGGUAACUGUGUGGGUUAAGUUUUGGUGUCAUCGCGAUUUUUAAGGUUAUAUAAGUGUUUCGUAACGCAUCGGAAUUUUUUUUUUGGCUGACUCGCAAAAGAUUUUUUUUUCGGAUGGCCAAAAAAAAUCUUAACUCGUCAGGUGAAAAGGAAAAAAAACUUACAAUUCCAGGACAAAAAAAUUGUGUGCUUUGCGUGUGAAACAUUUUGACGUCUGAUUUUAUUUUUUUUUUCACUGUGGGAUUAACAGUUUGACGUACUUUGUUCAGCAAAAUGUGAGAUUGGCUUUUUUUUCUUUUGAAAAAGAAGAAAACAGCAAUUUAAACAGUGCCAAAUUCCAACAAAAAAAAUUGAAGGUACUUCCUGCCUCGCGCUUAAUUGUGUUAUUUGUGAGAAGUAAUUUGAUAACAUGGGGUAUUUUGUUACUUAAGUGUUUUGUAAUAAUUCUCUCAUGUUUGAAAAAAAUUAAAGGACAAAAAAAAAGAUUAAAACCAGAGAGAAAAAAAGUUUGUUAAAUUGUUAAAGCUGUGGUCUUGUUGCCUGAGAUUGUUCACUGUUUGUUAUUUCUCUUUGUAAAAGUGCCCAUAUUUCCCAACCUUGCCAUUCAUUGAGAUGCUGUGAAAGCAAACCUCAUAAAGCUUUUUUUCUUAUAGUUGUAAAAUUUAAAAAAAUAAAAUACUUAAAAAAAACACACACACAAAAAUAUUUAAAAACACCCCAAGGCAGGAAUGUUUAGAACUGGUUUGAAAUUUUUUUAAAAAUUAAUCAUUAUUAAGCAGCUUUAGCUGCCGAGUAUGACUUUCUAACCAUUGCAAAAGCAUUUGUCAUUCCUAUGUGCAUGCACUUGCUAUGUAAUAACGCGUUAACUGUUAACGGGCCAAUAUUUCUCUGCAGUAAAGGCUGGGAGCAGAUCAGAUCAGUUCGGCUUCCAUCGCCUUGGGGAUUGAUUUUCGGCCUGCUCUGUUCUGACUUCAUUUCCCCACACUAUCACCUUCACCACCACUCCACCCAGCACAUUGUAUCUGUUUUUUUUUAAAACUUAAAAGUAAAAAAAAGUAAAAAAAAAAGCUGUAGCUUCAUUGCGUUUUUUGGAAAAUGUCACACAAGACAAGUGUUUGUGCUCCUGUGAUGUGAGAUCUGGUGUUUGUAGACUAUUAUCAUUUAGGAUUAAGAAUUAAAGGAAAAAAAUUAUAUAGUUUUAAGUAUUUGUUUGAGAAAAGCCAAAGUUAAUGCAAAAUGAGUGGGGGAACCGCAAGCCCAUGUGAGUGUUGUAAUUCUUUUUGGUGCAUUUGAUCCUGUAUGUGUUGGAAGUUUUUUUUUGAGAAAAAAGUCAACACACCACACACACACUCAAAAAAAAAUAUAGUGGGCUUUCAUAUUUCUACAACUUGAUUGUAAUUAUGCAUUUUGUACCAGUGGAAUUUUUUAUACUGGAAAUUAAAAAGUGGAUAUUUCUGCGCCUUCUCUGUGUGGGCCCAGUCAUGAUUGAUUUUGAGUCUGAUUUCUGGUUGGUGCAGAGAAACUGGUGACUAUUUCAUUUUAAGAAUUUACAAAAAAAAAUCAAAAAAAUAACUUUGGCUUGCUUUCCUCAUUUCUUUGCAUAUGCUUAAAUGUCAAGAAUUUUUGUCAAACAAAAUGGGUAAGUUUCUCUUCAAUUAUGUAUUGUGCAGUUACAUAAGGUAUUAGGACUAGCAGUAUUCAACCACAUGCAGUGGGAUAACUGUAUUAGUUUAAAAAAAAAUUAGGGGUUUGCUUUUUGCUGUUGAAAUCCAAGUUUUUUCCUGAUUCUCUGUCUUCAUUGUGAACAUAACUGUGGAACAGUCGGACUUAUUUUUGUAACGUAUGUUAUUGUGUGAUGCAGUUUUGCUUCUG
Pristis pectinata (smalltooth sawfish) is the source of this 6004-nucleotide messenger RNA. RefSeq names its product cugbp, Elav-like family member 2 (gene celf2). The transcript is spliced from 14 exons. Gene Ontology annotation, molecular function: mRNA 3'-UTR binding. Gene Ontology annotation, cellular component: cytoplasm; nucleus; ribonucleoprotein complex. The record is from RefSeq and is a predicted model, not a curated record. Gene Ontology annotation, biological process: mRNA splice site recognition; regulation of alternative mRNA splicing, via spliceosome. Bases 315 to 1967 code for a protein of 550 amino acids. Lineage: Eukaryota; Metazoa; Chordata; Chondrichthyes; Rhinopristiformes; Pristidae.